Messenger RNA from Fusarium oxysporum Fo47, 1302 nucleotides. Its product is annotated as S-adenosyl-L-methionine-dependent methyltransferase. Lineage: Eukaryota; Fungi; Ascomycota; Sordariomycetes; Hypocreales; Nectriaceae. The transcript has 9 exons. The record is from RefSeq and is a predicted model, not a curated record. Gene Ontology annotation, molecular function: methyltransferase activity. Bases 48 to 1064 code for a protein of 338 amino acids.
CCUCUCUUUGUUCGUUUGAACGUAUUACAGUAACGAAAUUACUUACUAUGGCUGAUAACUCUCCGCAAGACCCUGCCGCGACGGCUACCAUUCAGCCAGAGGGCCAUUUGGAAGUUGAUGAUAACUUGGAUGCCAAUGAUUCGCUUUAUCAUUCGACGGUCGGAGGUUCGAGUUUUUUGUCGUCCCUGAAUUCAAGCAUAUACAAUUAUAGAUACGAAAAUGGACGUCGAUAUCAUGCAUUCCGAGAAGGCACUUAUCCCGUGCCCAACGAUGAAGAUGAGCAAGAUCGUAUGGACCUCGUUCAUCACGUAUACAGUAUCCUUCUUGACGGAAAGCUCCACCUUGCCCCAAUUGACGAGAAUCCUCAACGUGUACUCGACCUCGGCACAGGGACUGGUAUCUGGGCGAUAGAUUUUGCAGAUGAGCAUCCCUCGGCAGAGGUUAUAGGAAACGAUCUCAGUCCCAUCCAACCAGAAUGGAACCCACCAAACUGCACCUUUGAAGUAGAUGACUACGAGGACGAGUGGCUAUACCGCGCAGAAUUCGACUUUAUCCACGCCCGCGAGUUGGAAGCAUGUGUAGGUGACGAGGACCUCUUGCUACAGCGAGCUUUCCGACAUAUACGUUCAAACGGCUAUGUCGAAUUACAGGGCGUAGACGCGCGCUUUGAGUCCGAUGAUGGAACGCUCGAUAAGGGGCCUAAUGCCAAAUUGUGGAUGAAGCACCUAAUCGAGGCUUGUGCCAAGUUUGGCAAGCCUGUUGACUGUGCGGAUAAAUGGAAGGAUAGGUUGAUUAAGGCAGGGUUUGUGGAUGUUCAGCAAGAAGUCCGAAAGUUGCCUAUCGGACCUUGGCCGAAGGAUCCAAAGCUUAAGGAACUUGGUCGGUAUCAGGCUAUCCAAGAGUCAAAGGUCAUCGACUCCUACACGCCCAAACUGUUUGAGUACGCACUUGGUUGGAGUGCAGACGAGAUUCAGGUGUUGAUGGCACAGGUUAAGAAUGAGCUAAGAGACCCAGCUAUUCACCUGUAUCUCCCUGUCUAUUUUGUUUGGGGUAGAAAACCUUAGUUGAGCCAACUGCAGGAGAAGUUGUGGGCUAUAGCCAAGCCAGAGGAAAUGAGCUGUUCCGUAUCAUGUUGCAAACUUCUGACCUCAAGGUUUUUUCCCCAUAUACAAAUUGCCAGCACUUAUUCAUGAUUUGUUUUAUUUCCAGGGCCUAUGAAGAAUAAUGCAAUUAUGCCCUAUGCAAGUUUUAGCGUUAGAUCAGCGAGUUGAAUAAAGCUACUUGUGGUUGCUGAAAAAAGAA